This is a messenger RNA of Phytophthora sojae, 1539 nucleotides long. RefSeq lists its product as hypothetical. The record is from RefSeq and is a predicted model, not a curated record. The transcript has 7 exons. Bases 1 to 1539 code for a protein of 512 amino acids. NCBI's taxonomy places the organism in Eukaryota, Oomycota, Peronosporomycetes, Peronosporales, Peronosporaceae. Gene Ontology annotation, cellular component: mitochondrion. Gene Ontology annotation, molecular function: protein binding; ribonuclease P activity. Gene Ontology annotation, biological process: tRNA 5'-leader removal.
AUGGCCAGCCUCGCCGGAAGCAAGCGCGCCGCGCCGGCGGCGGAGGGUGCCGAGCCAGCGCGCAAAUUGACGAAAACCGAGCGCCGCCGAGAGCGCAGGCAGUCGUCUGCGGAGAAGCUCGAGUACCAAUACCGCAUCCAGGUGCAGAAUUGCGCCCAUGACAACGACGCCGCGCGCGCGCUCCAAGUGUACGAGCAGAUGAAGAGCGAGGGCGUGAACGUGGCCCCGUACAUCUACAACGUGGUCAUCAACGUGUGCAGCAGGAUGGAGGAUCUGGCGGCCUUCAAGUCCGGGGCUUACGCCGUGUACCAGGACAUGAAGGAGGCCUGUGAUAAUGCCAAGCAGCAGCAGCAGAAGGGCAAGAAGAAGCACCAGCAGCAACAGGUGCCUGAGCCGAUCUACAGCGCCAUGGUCAAGAUCUGCAGCAAGGCGCAGGACUUUGAGGCGUGCGAGACGCUCAUCGCCGAGAUGGAGGAGGCCAAGGUAGAGCCCAAGCUGCGCACGUUCGGCCCGCUGCUGCAGGCGCACAGCGACGCCGGCCACCUGGACAAGUGCAUCUGGGUGCACGACAAGUUUCUCAAAAACGAGCUGGAGCCGACGGAGGCCGACUACGUGGCACUGCUGCGCGCGUGCGUCAAGGCCGGCGACGCCCAGCGCUUCUACGCCUUCUUGGACAGGUUCAUUGACGACGUUUGGCAGCCCAGUUUGACCACGUGGGACGUGCUCAAGGAGUGGUUCAGCAGUGAGGCGGCGCAGGUAGACGGCCGCAAGUGGAAGAUCACCGAGGGCACCGUGAGCAAGGAGGGUGUGUGCUCCGUCACGGGCGACCAGCUGCAGUCGCUGGAGCUGUCACCGGAGCUGACAUCGGAGCUGCUGGCCAAGGUGAUUGCCGUGGUGGUUUAUGUCAACGCCGGCGAGUGGGCCGCCAUUGAGAAGCUUGUGCGCACGGACGAGAAGCGCAAGGCGCAAUGGGACGAGUUCAAGCAGUGGCUGGAGGAGUUUGGCCCCUUCGACGUGGUCAUCGACGCCGCCAACGUGGGCUACUGCAACCAGAACUUCGAGGGCGGCGGCUUCAACUACAAGCAGAUCGAGCUCAUGGUGCAGCACUACGAGGCGCAGGGCAAGAAGGUGCUGGUCGUGCUGCACGAGCGCCGCACCUCGGACGAGCAGGUGCCGCCCGAGCACCGCGCGCAGCUCGCGCAGUGGCGCGCGGAUCACAAGAUGUUCAACUGCCAGCAGGGCAACAACGACGACUGGUACUGGCUGUACGCGGCCGUGAAGCUCGGCGGCCGCACGCUCAUGGUCUCCAACGACGAGAUGCGGGACCACCACUUCCAGAUGAUCCACAACCGCGCGUUCGGCCGCUGGAAGGAGCGCCACCAAGUGCACUACCAGGUGCACGGCUCGCGCGCCACGGUGGACGAGCCGCUGCCCUACUCGGCGCGGCCGCAGCGCGUGGGCGACGUCUGGCACUUUCCGUCGGCUCGCAGCACCACCGAGACGACGGAGGACGACGCUGCACAAGUCGCAGUCUCAUAA